This is a messenger RNA of Naegleria gruberi, 726 nucleotides long. RefSeq lists its product as uncharacterized. The coding region runs from base 1 to 726 and encodes 241 amino acids. The transcript is spliced from 2 exons. Lineage: Eukaryota; Heterolobosea; Eutetramitea; Acrasida; Naegleriidae. The record is from RefSeq and is a predicted model, not a curated record.
AUGGACGCAACACUUCUCACUGCAAUUAUCGGAUUGUUGGUGAUUGUAGCAAUUGCUUUUAUCUUUUUGAAGGGAAAGAGUACAAAGAAAGGAAAUGCAUUGAUGAUUACCGGAUUGUGUCAGUCAGGAAAAACAUGCUUGUUUUUUAAAUUGAAGGAUGGAAAAAUUGUGCAAAGCCACACUAGCGUAAAGGAAAAUUAUGCCAAGUUUGUUCCAAAAAUCAAGUUCGGAAAUAAGAGCUUUGAUAAGGAAAUUGAGGUUGUUGAUAUUCCUGGUUCUACCAGAGUUAGAAAACAAUUGAUCAAUGAAUAUUUACCAAUUACCAAACAAUUGAUUUAUGUUUUGGACUCUUCUGAAUUGGAUAUUUCUGCAAAUGCUGAAUUUUUAUAUGAUAUUUUGACUGAUAGAAAAUUGACAGAUGAAGUCAAACCAGCAAUUACAAUUAUUUUCAACAAGUCCGAUAUUUCAUUCUAUGUAAAGAAUCAAAUUAAGAGAGAUCUUGAAAAGGAAUUAAUUACUAUUCACAAUACUAAGAAACACCAACAUCAAUCUAUUGAUGAAGAUGCAAGCUCAGCACCAAAUCCAUUGAUUGAAUCUAAGGAAUUCACUUUUGAAGGAUGGAGUACAUUCAGAAACAUUCCAGUUAAUAUUGAAUUUUGUUCAAUUGCUGCUGAAAGUGAUGCUACUUUUGAAAAGGUUAUUGAUUCUGUCAUCUCUAGUUUGUAA